Molecule: messenger RNA, 1306 nt
Organism: Colletotrichum godetiae
Lineage: Eukaryota; Fungi; Ascomycota; Sordariomycetes; Glomerellales; Glomerellaceae
Product: class I glutamine amidotransferase-like protein
Exons: 3
Coding region: 489-1208 (239 amino acids)
Biological process (GO): regulation of DNA-templated transcription
Source: RefSeq, a predicted model, not a curated record
ACCAACCUGCACCACCUGGGGUACUUGUCCCAAAGUUCCGUUCAGCGUCGGCAGGACCUAGCUGCUACUAAUUUCCGCGGUCAUUCAUAUGAGGUUGUGAUGCUUUCGGCGUUCGGCAGUUACCAAGUCCAGACUUUCACAGCAAUUGCUUAAUGUCAGAUCAGGAUCGGUCCGUGUUCCUCGAGUCUGGUUGGGGUAAUGAGACUGGUAGUAGACUUAACUUCCGGACCCACUCGGAUCCAACGGCCGUGCAGCAACUCCAGUACGGGCCGGCCGCACGGACGAAAAGAGCCGUCGGUCUUGCGCUAUGGCAUUUGUCGUGAGGGCCAGUUCGUGUAAGUGGUUAUAAGAAAUCUACUUCACCUCCAUGAUCCUCACAUAUCGGAGAGAUCACAGGCAUUCUCGUCACGUUCACUGACCUCACACAUAACCAGUUUCCAAUAAUCCCCAACCUUCUACCCUCUCCAAUCGCUCAUCACCCCGCAAACAUGGAAUUUAACCUCAGCGAGCCCAACCGCAAGAUCCAUGCCGGUGUCAUACUGACGAAAGGAGUUACCGAAAUGCUCGAUGUUGCACCUUUCGAAUUCUUCGCCUGGACCGACAAGGCGUCGCGACAAAUGUUGAACCUCCCCCAGGAAAUGUGGGAGGACAACCUUGAGUUCGAGCUCCACUGGAUCACCGAGGAUGGCAAGCCGGCCCAAAUGAAGAGCAGGGCUCAGAUACAGCCAACCGACUCCUUUGAGUCUUGCCCGCCCUUGGAUAUCGCGCUUAUGGGUGCCCAUAACUCCGGCGACUACAAGACCAGCGAAGCUGAGAUCGCCUUCAUCCGCAAGGUCUACAAGCAGUGCAGCGCCUUCUUGACCAUCUGUGGCGGCAUGUUCCCGCUUCUCGAGGCCGGCAUUCUGGCAGGUAAGACGGCAACUUGCCCUAGAAUGAUGGUCGGUAUCAUGAAGAAGAACGUCCCAGUUGUCGACUGGGUUGAGACUCGCUGGGCGCAUGACGGAAAACUGUGGACCUCGAGCUCGUUGUUGAAUGGCACCGACAUGAUGCGUGCUUUUGCUGAGCAUACGUGGGGAGGCAAGAGCAAGACUGGGUGGGUCGAGGCGGUUCUCGAUCUUGGGGGAUAUCCUGUGAGAGAUGUCGACUUCAAGGAUUUCGAAGGGCACAAUUACCCUAUCGAGCUAUAUCCCUUCGAGUCGACAGAAUGAUAUUCUGAACCAUACGGAUUAGAUGAAUUCGUAGUAAGAAUGCCAGUGUAAGAGUUUAGAAAAGCAGAGAUCUUUGUCUCAAACUUGACAUCCCUGUG